This is a messenger RNA of Impatiens glandulifera, 1117 nucleotides long. RefSeq lists its product as uncharacterized. Lineage: Eukaryota; Viridiplantae; Streptophyta; Magnoliopsida; Ericales; Balsaminaceae. Gene Ontology annotation, cellular component: chloroplast envelope. Bases 107 to 919 code for a protein of 270 amino acids. The record is from RefSeq and is a predicted model, not a curated record. The transcript is spliced from 2 exons.
UGAAAUGAAGGGCCAGAGCAAUCCGGCAUUCCAAUUUACAAAACCCUAAAUUGACGACGAUAACAACGAAGAAGACGAAACGAUCUUCAAUCGUUUCUCACCAACAAUGUUGAUCACAUCUAGAAACCUCUCAACAAAUCCAAUCAUCCGCGCCUCUGGUUUCUUCACCACCAAUCCCUUACUCUCCCCUAUCAAAAUCCCAAAACUCACUCUCUCAAUCCCCUUCAACACUCCCCAACAAUCCAAACUUCUAAAGAUCAGUUCUCCAUCACUCACAACCAAUUCCAUCGCCCUUCAUCGUCCUAUCAAGUCUAUUCAAUCAGACAGGAGAGCAGUAGAAGUACAAAACGGCGAAAUCAGCUUCGAUGGAUUCCUCUCCUUCGUCGAAUUCUUCUGUCUUGCUUCAUCAAUGGUAAUUUCAGUCGGUUACGCCAUGAAUUUCUUCGUUUCAACUUCACAGAAACCGAUUAUUGCUUGGUUGGGAAAUAGGGUAUUUGUCCUGCAGUCUGUACUGUUAGUGGUGGCUGUCACAAUUGGUUCAAUAUUUAGGAGACGACAAUGGCUGAGAAUAUAUUCAGGUUCAUCGAAAUAUGGAUCUUCAGAUGUUAAUUUGGAGAGGAUUGAGAAAUUGGAAGAAGAUGUAAAGAGUUCAGUUAUGAUUGUUAGAACUUUGGCAAGACAACUUGAGAAGUUAGGGAUUCGGUUUAGAUUAACAAGGAAGGGUUUGAAAGAUCCCAUUUCAGAGACUGCAGCUUUGGCCCGAAAGAAUUCGGAAGCUACGCGAUCUUUAGCAUUACAAGGAGAUAUUUUGGAAAAGGAACUUUCUGAAAUUCAAAUGAUCUUGUUAGCUAUGCAAGAACAACAACAGAAACAACUUAAUCUGAUCCUUGCUAUUUCGAAGACACAGCACCAAAUGUGAACUGAUGAAAUCCAAUCCAUUCCAAUCGGGUAAUAUGUGAGGUUUGUAAUAAAAUGUGAAAUAGCUAUGACAUUGCUUUACAUUCAUCUUCAGUUACAUAUUCCUCAUUGGUUUUCCUCUAAUUACCCCAUCUUCAUUGUAUCAACCAAAUUGUCAAUUAUUUUUCAUUUUUUAAAGUAAAAUUUGUACUUGUUAGAA